AGACAUUUGUUGUGCUUGGGUUUGUAAAUUGUGAUUAAUGUGGGAAAGCAAUGUUAAUGCUGAUUUGUGAACAUUUUUGAAAUCUUCCGCGCCAGACGUGAAUAACUUGCGGUGUAUAUGUUUUAUAUACGGACAUUUCUAGAAAGAUGCCAAAUGAAUACUAGGAAAACCUCCUGAUCUGCCAUCUCGAUCAAGUACUAAAACCAGUGGAAAUUGAGCUACAUAUUUGAUUAUCCUUAGAGGUAUUUUGUAUAUAAAGAUAGAGGCGACAUUUCGUCGCAGUUUUAUUGGAGUAACUGAGGAGUUAAUGUGAAUAUCAUUUAAAUGUUCAAAAAUUUAACUAUGUGGCAUGAAGCAAGAAAACAGGAGAGGAAGAUACGGGAUUUGAUUGUCGACUACAAAAAAAGAGCAGAACGAAGGAGAGAUUUCUACGAGAAGAUUAAAGCAGAUCCUACGCAGUUCCUUCAGCUACAUGGACGGCCAGUCAAGAUACAUUUGGAUCCCGCAGUUGCCAUCGCAGGAGACAGCCCGGCAAACAUGAUGCCGUGGCAAGGAAGACAGGAUGUGUUGAUAGACAGAUUUGAUGUACGUGCUCAUCUGGAUAUCAUCCCAGAGUAUCCAUCACGGACAGAGCCGCCGCCACCAGAGGAGUUGUCAAGGGAAGAGAGGCUUAUAAAUUAUGAGCGGUAUCGCAUCAUUGUCCAAAAUGAUUUUCUUGGAAUUGAAGAAGAAAAGUUUCUUCACCAAUUAUAUCUCGAGGAACAGUUCGGUCCCAUCUCACGACCCGAUGAGUCCACACCGCCACCCGGGGAGAAAGACGGCAAGAAGAAGCGUGAAAAGGGGGCGGCUAUUCCGUACUCGUACGACAGCUCCACCUCACAGCAGGCUGCGCCAGCAACUGUUACACAGGAAACUGCAACAGCAUCUCGUGCUGCUGACACCGAAAAGCCCGAAGAAGAGGAAGAAGAAGACAGUGAUGUAGAUUUUGAUCUGUGUGUGGACGUCAGUCAAAUUGGCCCGCAGCAGGCACACGAGCUCAACGUGUGCGGUGCCGCAUACGGUAUGAAUGGGAACGAUUUCUUCUCUUUUCUGAACCAGGACAUUGAAGAAAAGGAGUCUCUGAGACUGGCACGUGAGCAAGAGGAGGAAAAGGCCAUGUACUCGGGAAGAAAAUCUCGGCGUGAAAGGAGGGCAUUCAGAGAAAGACGUCUACAGGGCAGGAAAAUCAGCCCCCCAAGCUACGCAGCUCGCACGAGCCCGACUUACGACCCUUACCGCGUGUCUACUUCAAAGUCGCGCUCUCGCUCGCGCUCACCGGUAAAUACAGGUCAGAUAACCUACAUCACCAGUUUCGGAGGGGAAGAGGAAGAGGAGCAGACACACCCUACAGCGGCCCCCGGACCCGUGAACGUGAGGUCCUACGGAGGUGCCGACUCGUCUUACCACCACAGCAGCAAUGCCUCAGUGUGUUCUGCCACGGCGGGGUCGUCUGCCGGCAGUCAGAGCAGCAGCAGUCGACGAAACCGAUCUCGUUCACCACGUUCAUCUGGCUGGCGGAGACGGAGAGACCGUUCUCCUUCAUCGAGCAGCCGAAGCAGCCAGCGCAGGCGAUCUGGACUGUCACCAUCUGGUUAUAGGAACAGAUCUCAUUCUCGGGAACGAGAUCGUGGCAGGAGGGGACGUUCACCCUACGGCAGUGACCGACGUUCCAGAUCGAGGCGAACUCACCGCAGCUCGAGCAGUGAUCGAUCUCCCCCACCGUCGGGCCGGCACCAGGUGGGCGGCUUCAGUGCGACUGAUGGCUCUAAAAACAAUGGUCAGCAACAACAGUUACCACAAGGCCAUCCUGUCAUCAACAACCAGCCACCAGUAGCUAACAGUACCGCAGUGCCGGCCACAGCUGGUGGUUCACAGACGCCUCGCAGGUCGACUUCCCCCACUGUCGCCAAACCACCUCCGCCACCUAUUCGUAGGUAUUAUGGAAGAAGAGGAAAGUCCUCUUCAUCUGAAUUGGAAGAUUCUGAAACUGAAGAGAAGAAGGAACCAUCUCCACCAAAAGUUGUGAAACCAGUGCCACCUCCCAAGAUAAUGAAUACAGGGUUUGGUAAUUCUGGUGCCGGAACCAAACCUGCUUCAAAACUUACACCACAGGAGCGGCUUAAGAAGAAGAUGCAAGCUCUGUUGAACAGACAGUAUAAAGCUGAUAAGAGAGCAGAGCGCAUGAGGCACGAGAAGAUGGAACAAGAGAGGCAAGAUAGAGAGGAUGAACUGCGAGAAAUGGCCAUUAAAUUGCGAAGAAGGGAGAGAGAACGCAGACACCGCAUGAAAGAGGGUGACGAGGACGACGAGACGUGGGACGACGAUAGCCACUUGAGCGUUUCAUCACUGGAGUCGUACAGUCCAUCUCAGAGCCCAUCCCCACCACCAGAGAAGGAGAGGCGGCCAGAACCGCCGCCACCACAGCAACAGCAGCCUCCCAGGCCAUACCCCCCACCCCUGCUGGGACAACAGAUCCUGCCGCCGCCGCGGCCGCACAGGAAUCGGUGGUCACGAUCGAGUGAUGAUGAAGAUUGUGGUGGUAACUACCGGAGGGGCUACAGCAGUAGCAGCCACUCCUCAUAUCACCACAGGCAGAGAUCCGACGAUAGGAGAGGUAGUAGUCGGAGAGACAGUAGGCGUAGCAGGAGCCCACCACAGAGAAGACCAUAUCCGAGGCCACUGGUUGACUAUUGAAACAUCCGUGUACAGAAAUCGCUCAAUACAGGUAAAAUUAAAAAUGUGGAGAACGAAAAUGCUGAAAAUUUUGUAAGACUGUAUCUUUCAUCAUAUUUGUUUAUAUACUGUGAAUAUUUAGACACUAUUAUGUAAAGA
This is a messenger RNA of Schistocerca nitens (vagrant locust), 2871 nucleotides long. Its product is annotated as CLK4-associating serine/arginine rich protein. Lineage: Eukaryota; Metazoa; Arthropoda; Insecta; Orthoptera; Acrididae. The coding region runs from base 325 to 2733 and encodes 802 amino acids. The transcript has 18 exons. The record is from RefSeq and is a predicted model, not a curated record.